UGUAAAUAUUACCUUUAUCAGCGACACGCGUGCAAGCGGAUGGUAUUUUCACUGUUUUGUCACUUAUGUUAAAUUUUUAGUUUUAGUUCAUAUUUGUACUUCAAGAGCUGUAUACUUUGAGAGGCUAACUUUGAGUGGAAAUCCGAACCAUGAAUGUUUCAAUGUGUCCUGGAGGACACAAGCUGGUUCCGUGGCGUUCUACAGGCGAGCGGAAUACCGCCCGUUGUCCCAUCUGCCUGGCUCACCCGAUCAAAGAAGUGUUUUUCCAGCCCACCCUGCGUGCACGGGAGGAAUUCUUAAGGUCGCUUCUUUUCAGCGUCAGCCGGAGCAAUUUCCCUGAGUCAUUGGACGUGGAGACAGUGUCUUCAAACUUAGCGAAAGACAAAGACUGGAGAAACAAACAAUUGGAGGUCAUGAGGGGCAUUCAGAAGGCGCUCAUGAUGGCCAAGUUGCAAAACAAGGUUACUUUUUUCAAGAAACUUACUCCAGACCAUAUUCCUGUACCCCUGAGUGAACAGCGCACUGUGGAAUGGCGUCCCUUUGUGAAUCUCCUAAUAGAAUGUGGAAUAUUAGAUGUUGUCAUUCUGCUCCUAAAGCUUCGUGUUUCCAAUCCCGCAGAUGAGGUGGACAAGCUGGGCGAUCCCUGGCAUGCAGUGUACUACUUCAGUCUGGAUAUCAUUGCCAACAUCAUGCUGUCUUCCUACUGGGAAAACCCAAAGGCCAAAAAGUUUAUCCAUAAGAUCGCCCAGAGUGAAUUUGUGGGUGCUGCCAUGGCCUUUGUUGAUGAUACCAAACACUUCCUGGCCAUGGUCCUGUCCAUCUACAACCUCUGCCACAUUUACGAGGACCACCCCCAGGCAGGGAUGUUGCUGGCCCGGUCCCCGCUGCUCUCCAAGCUGGGCGUCUUCAUCCACAAGGACAACAGUGUGCGCAUCAUGAACCGCUGGAUGAACCAAGGCAUCUUCAACUUUCAGGUGGAGGUGAUGAUGGAGAACCAGGCAGGCCUGCUGCCCAUGCGCAGCACGUCGGUGUUUGACAUCGGCGAACCCAUGGAGUAUACGGAUGAAGACAUUAAGGACAUUGGCAUACAGUUUGCCAGCACUUUACAGCAGAGCAGCCUGCAGUGUAUAGGCUAUUUGGCCAAACACAAGCAAGUGAGAGCAGUCGUGGUAAAGGAUCAGUUUGUUGGAAAGGCAAUUGGUCGUUGGGUACGCAUGCCGGUCCUUUCUCCCGAGAAUCGUUACAUGCUGGAAGCCUGCGUCAAGGUGCUGGCUGAGAUGGCAUACGAGGAAUCCUUUGCCUGGAAGCUUCUUGACGAGCACGGGUUCAUGCCACUGCUGGAGAAUGGGGUUUACUACCCAGAAGCAGAUGUGGUGUGGCACUACUUUGAAGUAGCCACCCGCAUUGCCAUGCACCGUGGGCUGCUUAUAAAAAGAAUUGUAGAGAAUCCGAAAAUCAUGCGAGCGGCGGCCAUUCAUAUGUACAGUCUAGAUAUCAACAUUAAUAUCUAUGCGACGGCUCUUUUGGCUUUAGCGGUGGAUAACCCCGGCGUGGAGUACAUCAUAAAAUAUUUUGGACCAAAACACUUCUACCAUUAUCCUAGUUACUUUUUCAGUAAGACGCCUAAAAUUGGCAUUAAAAUAGAUGAGCUUCAAGCGGGUUGUAGACGCUAUGGCAGAAAAGAGUUUGAUAAAGCCCAGAAGGAGUUCCGGAAGAUGCGGAACCAGACGCUGGAUAGCGGCAAGGCCACCCAGCUGAAAGAAGGCGGCAACGAAAUGUACAAAAGUGGCGAGAUACAGGAGGCUAUUAAGCUGUAUACGCGGGCCCUCAACGUCUGCCCUCCCAGCAUUCCGGUUAAGACUGCCCCCAAUUUCUUAUUAGGCGCCAUGCCGCAAUGGUCUUCUCUUCCAGCUACCUUAUUCAGUAAUCGUGCACAGUGUUAUCUGAAUGUUGGGGAAUAUGAAUUAGCAGUGGAGGACUGUGAUGAAGCUAUUGCACGCUGUUUUGGAGGCACCUGUCCUGAGGACCCCACCUUGGCUGACACUAUUAGACUGAAAGCAAUGUUCCGUCGCUCUAAGGCCCUCUUUGAAUUGGGGAAAUACUUCCGGGCUGUCCAGGAUGCUGGCGAAUGUCAGAUAAAUCAGCCAUCGGAGACGUUUAAAGCUCAUCUUGAUAAGGUGAUGAUGCGUUUCAGGAAUAUAAUGGGCAUGGACCCUGUUCAGCGGUGCGACGAGUGUCGACAAACCAACGGCUUCAAGCUGAAGCGCUGUGCUAAUUGUAUGGCCCUUUAUUGCUCCAAAAAAUGUCAGGAGGUGGCCUGGGUCAGACGUCACAAGGUUAAUUGUCAGGAAUAUCAGGUCGAAAAGGAAGCCAAGAAGAACAAAGCCACAGCCGAUGGCACAGCCAGAGCUAUGGCUAGGGCUUCAUGUAAUGGUAGUACAGACUUGGAGUAGGGGCAAGUCACAGCCACACUCACACAUGUCCACAGCUACAAGGUGUGUAGAAAGACUGUUAAUUUGCCUAUGUUACGAGGAAAAGAGGAAGCCGUGUCAUACCAAGACCCUCGGAUCUCUCACUGGUGAUAUCGCCUUCCUCUGAUUAUUUGGCAAGACUUUUCUGAACCGAUACUCGUUUUCUGGAAAAGAACUCCAAGCAUAACAGUGAUAAUACGAAACAUUAUUUUUUGUUUAAAAAAGUUUGUGCCGGAGUAAAGGGUAUAGGAAACAUGGUAAACUGUCAGUCAAAAAUGAUUGAACAUUCACUAAUGGCUUUAAUUUGAUAUCUUUUUGUGAAAAAACAGGAGUACAGUAGUUAAGUAACAAAAGUUAAAACUGAUGCUCAAACUACACUCCUGGUGUGGUUUGACAUACAUGAAUAUAGAACAUUCUAAAGUAAAACAUUGAUGCAUUGAUUUAGCAGGCAUGGGGCAACAGAAGAGGGAUAUGCUCCUUUUUGAUGUUCUGCUUCAGUGUUGAACUGCUUAGAUUUCAAGAAAGAAGAUAUUUUUAAGAAGUACUUCUGAACGUGGAAGCAGAGAUUAAUGUGAUUGAAAAAUGAGGGACGGGGGACUGAUUGGUGCUUGUAAAUUGCAAAUGUUAAUGAACACACUGCUGCUUGUGUGUAACUUUCUUCUUUCCUGUGAGGAGAGCAAACGAAUAGCAUACAAUGUAUGCCAAGGAUGAUGUGCAGGCAGGAUAUCUCUUUGCAAAGAAGAAACCCAAAAAGGGAACUGUUUGCUGAUAUGACUCAGGAAGGUGAUAAAUGUAUUUGUUAGUGGAUCUCCCAUGGAUUUAUUUGGGGAUGGGUGAACAGAGAAAGGGUAAUACUUUUUUGUUUGUAAUGACAGACUUACGGGCAUUAAUUCUAGUAAUUUGGGGUCCCAAAGUGUGACACUUUUGUGUCCCUUUUACACCUGACCUGUGUAAUUUGACAAGGAAAUAUCAAACUCUUUCUAUUUGUUUUGCAUGUAAUCUGCAUGCAAUUCAUCAAUCUCAGUAAUUAGGUCAUGUGCUCUGAACUUACAAAAUCAUAUGUCAGAUGUGACAGGGUCAAGAAACAAAUAUGGAACCCUGAUUUAUAGAAUCCCAUAAGAGUUAAAACCUGAAAUUUCCAGAAAGUGCAAAAUGAUAUUUGAGAAGCACUUCAAAUGUGCCAACAAAAAAAAACAGUGUAAGGAAAAAAUAGUUUUUGCUUGUAAAUCGCAUGCACUGCACUCCUGUCGUUGUUAGUAUAUGUGAUUCAAGUACAUGUGUAUGUAUAAACGUUUUAAUGAUUUACUUUGUGCUUGCUGUUGCUGGCACCAUGACAAAGAUGACUACAAGGAACCUAGGAGUGAUUGAUUUACUCAUGAUAGCUGCCAGUGCUGUUCAGAAAUAUUGCCUGAAUAGAGGUUUUGCAUGGUAGCCAUCUUGCAGGGCAGUUCUUUGGUUCCAUACGGAAACCUCCUUUGUGGAUACCCUGUGAAACAUAAGCACUGGCCUGCAAGAUGGUAGACAUGCAAACCCUCAAUAGGCGAGUGGUUACUUUGUAAUCUUUGUAACCACUUUGGGAUGGUAUUAUUCCACAGCAACUGUGGCCCAUGAAGACGUGCCAUUUUUGACCGACUUCUAAAAGGGUCUGUACAGUACUGACAGCUGCGCAACUCCCCCAGACAGGGAAUCAAUCACUCACCAGACACGCAUCCCACAGACAGGGUAUCAAUCACUCAUGAGAUACGCACAGACAUCACAUGGUGCUGCAUACACCAUUCGCUAUAACCUGUUUAUACAUGUACAUGUUCAUCCUCUAAUAGUCACAGGUAACGUGUUCGCAGGCAUCUGUUUUAUAACACAUUUGGAAGUACAUGUAUUUAAUUUGUACAGUAAUGGAUUAGAAGAUAUUGCAAAUAUGGCUUUACUACAACUCGUUAAGAUUAAAGUGAUUUAUGUAGAUGUAUAUAACACUGCCAAUAUGUGCAGCUUUAA
Messenger RNA from Acanthaster planci (crown-of-thorns starfish), 4463 nucleotides. RefSeq lists its product as uncharacterized. Gene Ontology annotation, molecular function: protein binding. The record is from RefSeq and is a predicted model, not a curated record. NCBI's taxonomy places the organism in Eukaryota, Metazoa, Echinodermata, Asteroidea, Valvatida, Acanthasteridae.